AUGGCAGACCAACAUCAACAGGGAGCUGGCCCAGCCAACUCUCUGGCCGACUAUGAUCUCUCCACGCCCAUCUCCACAACCCAAGGCGGCCUCCGCCAGGGCCUCACAUCCUACGGAGACGCUCACUUCUCGCUAUUCCUGCGCAAGGUCUUCAUCAAGGCCCUCGGCUACAGCGACGACGCUCUCUCACGGCCCAUCAUUGGCAUCGUCAACACGUAUUCCAGCUUCAAUCCCUGCCAUGCCAACAUUCCGCAGCUCAUCGAGGCCGUCAAGCGGGGCGUGCAGCUGAACGGCGGUCUGGCUGUCGACUUUCCCACCAUCAGUCUGCACGAGUCGUUUUCGAGCCCGACUUCGAUGUAUCUGCGGAACCUCAUGAGCAUGGACACGGAGGAGAUGAUUGCUGCGCAGCCAUGUGACGCUGUUGUUCUGAUAGGAGGCUGCGACAAGACGACACCAGCACAGCUCAUGGGCGGCAUAUCUGCCAACAAGCCCAUCUUGCACCUCGUCACGGGACCCAUGAUGCCGGGGAGCCACAAGGGCGUCCGCAUCGGCGCCUGCACAGACUGUCGGAACAACUGGGCCAGCUUCCGGGCUGGCACCAUCGAUAUCGAAGACAUCUCGGCCAUCAACGAUGAACUGGCGCCAACGGCCGGAACAUGCGGCGUCAUGGGCACGGCCAGCACAAUGGCGUGCAUCCUCGUGGCCCUCGGGCUGAUGCCCUUCAAGGGCGCCUCGGCGCCGGCCGUGUCGUCGGCGCGGCUGCGCAUCGCCGAAGAGACAGGCGCCAACGCGGUGCGGGCGUUCCGACAGCAGCUCCGGCCGCAGACGGUGCUGACGCGCGACUCGUUCCUCAACGCCAUCACGGUGCUGCAGGCCAUCGGCGGCUCGACCAACGCCGUCGUGCACCUCAUGGCCAUCGUCAACCGCCACCCGGGCGUCGCCGGCACCAUCACGCUCGACACGGUCGACGCCAUCGGGCGGACGACGCCGCUGCUCGUCGACCUCAAGCCCAGCGGCGACAAGUACAUGACCGACUUCCACGACGCCGGCGGCAUGGCCGUGCUGCUGGGCGCGCUGCGGCCGCUGCUGCGCCUCGACGCCCUGACCGUCACGGGCCGCACGCUCGGCGCCGAGCUCGACGCCGCGCCCGCGAGACCCGUGCCGCGCGCGAGCCCCGUCAGCUGCAUCCAGCCCCUCGCCGCGCCGCUGCACGCCGCGUCGUCGCUCGUCGUGCUGCGCGGCAACCUCGCGCCCGGCGGCGCCGUCAUGAAGGCCAGCGCCGCCAAGGACGCGCGGCUGCUGCGCCACGCCGGCCCCGCCGUCGUCUUCGCCGGCGCCGCCGACCUGGCGCGCCGCAUUGACGACCCGGCCCUCGACGUCACGCCCGACAGCGUGCUCGUGCUGCAGAACAUCGGGCCCGUCGGCAACCCCGGCAUGCCCGAGGCGGGCCUCAUUCCCAUCCCGAGAAAGCUGGCGGCGCGGGGCGUGCUGGACAUGCUGCGCGUCUCGGACGGCAGGAUGAGCGGCACGGCGGGGGGGACCAUUGUUCUUCACGUUUCGCCUGAAGCUGCGGAUCCCGAGUCUGUGCUGGGCAUUGUCAGGACUGGCGAUAUCAUUACCUGCGACGUGGACUGUCGGGUCAUCAGGGUGGAGCUUUCAGACGAGGAGAUUCAGAGGCGGGUGAGGGAGAAGAAGGAAACGCUGGAGAGGGAGGAGGCCAAGGAGGGCGCGGCGCCGGGGCCUUGGACGGCGAGGAAGACGAUCAGGGGGUACCGGGGGCUGUACAUGAGGUCGGUGAACCAGGCGCAGCAGGGCGCCGACUUUGAUUUCUUGACGGCUGCCGGGCCGCGGGGAGGACAGGAGUAG
Verticillium dahliae VdLs.17 is the source of this 1866-nucleotide messenger RNA. RefSeq names its product dihydroxy-acid dehydratase. Gene Ontology annotation, molecular function: hydro-lyase activity. The transcript is spliced from 3 exons. The record is from RefSeq and is a predicted model, not a curated record. Lineage: Eukaryota; Fungi; Ascomycota; Sordariomycetes; Glomerellales; Plectosphaerellaceae. Bases 1 to 1866 code for a protein of 621 amino acids.